AUGAAGACCCUACUAUUCUGCUUGGUUCUCACGACCUUGAUAAGCUUGGGACUGUGUGCUUGUAAAUACAGGCCGGGACGCCGUCAAAUAACAGAGUUCGGCCGGACUCGGUAUUUGUGUGACUUUCCUGUCGGUAGCAACGGAAGUCGGUUCAGCAUCACGUUUGAACUAGGGUCAAAGUUUUCGACCGCCGACUGUAACGAAUGCGAGUGUACAGCUGAUGGUAUGCGUUGUUGUGGUUUCGGUAUUAAUUCUGGGGCUCCUGUUUUCGCUCCCGAUGGUUGCCACGUGGUAGCUGAUGGAUGCAACGCCAGAGUGGUCUAUAAGUCGGACAACCGGACAGACUGCUACGCCCAAAACUAUGGAUAUAACCGCCGUUCAAUGAGUCCCUACGCCAGACCAUUCGACCCCUUCAUGGAUGCUUACGGUAUGUUUGAAAUGGGUGGACCAGGAAAUGCGAUGGGACAACGUAGGGGACAAGCCAACGGUGGAGGGGAGAUGGAGUCGGAAGGUCUUCUGCCAAUACUUUUACCAUUGUUGAUGGGGUCCUUUGGUGAGGCUGCAGCUUCGGCCCCGGUUGGAAGAAAUUCGGAAGCUAACACUAUGGCUGGUGGAGCAGGACCUCAGACAGGAGGAAUGGUUGCCAUGAAUCAGCUCCCUCCUUUAUUUCGACUUAUGUUCUUGUCUAGUAUGUUCUCUAGCUAA
Molecule: messenger RNA, 705 nt
Organism: Ylistrum balloti
Lineage: Eukaryota; Metazoa; Mollusca; Bivalvia; Pectinida; Pectinidae
Exons: 3
Coding region: 1-705 (234 amino acids)
Source: RefSeq, a predicted model, not a curated record